AUGAUCCCUACUGGAUGCGUCUAUGUAAAGAAAUUCGUUCGAGGCGACGAGGAAAUUUUCGAGAGGACUCUCGUCGAUCGCCCUAUAUCUGACCCGGUCCCUUUUCCGAUUCACAGCAACCCCAAACCACAACAAAUGGAACUCUCACAUUGCAAUGGCUGAAUCCUGGUUCACCUCCAGUGCGAAUGCGCUAAAUGGCUCUGCGGCCAUGGCAGGAAUCGCAGGCGGCAUUCGCAAGCAACGCCGAGAACGCACAACCUUCACGAGGCCUCAACUCGAACUGCUGGAAUCUUUGUUCCUCAAAACUCGUUAUCCGGAUGUGUUCAUGCGCGAAGAAGUCGCGAUGAAGAUAAAUCUCCCGGAAAGUCGCGUCCAGGUCUGGUUCAAGAACCGGAGAGCGAAAAUGCGUCAGCAGAACGCAACGGCGAAGGCUAACGCGUCCGCAGCGGCAAUCGCAUCGAAUUCCGUUUCGUCGUCUUCCUCCUCCUCUUCGUCGUCGUCAUCGUCGCAGUCGAAUUCAGCGCACGCGAAGGAUUCCGUAAUCAAGAAAGAGAAACAAUCAAAACCUCAGCUACAGCAGCAAAAUAUCCACUUCAGUGGCAAUGUCCCGCCGACGAAAAACUGUUCACCUUCUCCCCCUGCGCUUCCCGUGAAUAUCUCAUCGCACGCGAGCAACAUGUAUUCAUUUUGGAACCCAACGCCGGGAGAUUACCCGCGAGCGUAUAAUGGCGCGGUAGAUUUCUAUAAUCAGCACUACCAUAGCGGACAAAGCCCCUAUGCGCCUGUCGCGUACCAAAUGGACUUCGUUCCUUCGCCACCCUACACCCCCCUAACGGCAGAUCGCGGCGUGGACGCGGCGCAUCCAUUUUCACCCGCUUGGUGA
Molecule: messenger RNA, 883 nt
Organism: Galendromus occidentalis (western predatory mite)
Lineage: Eukaryota; Metazoa; Arthropoda; Arachnida; Mesostigmata; Phytoseiidae
Product: homeobox protein OTX1
Exons: 2
Coding region: 155-883 (242 amino acids)
Biological process (GO): regulation of transcription by RNA polymerase II
Cellular component (GO): nucleus
Molecular function (GO): DNA-binding transcription factor activity, RNA polymerase II-specific; RNA polymerase II cis-regulatory region sequence-specific DNA binding
Source: RefSeq, a predicted model, not a curated record